Panthera uncia (snow leopard) is the source of this 3308-nucleotide messenger RNA. It is a transcript of the gene SLC37A3, whose product is annotated as solute carrier family 37 member 3. The transcript has 16 exons. Gene Ontology annotation, molecular function: transmembrane transporter activity. Gene Ontology annotation, biological process: transmembrane transport. The coding region runs from base 1249 to 2754 and encodes 501 amino acids. Gene Ontology annotation, cellular component: endoplasmic reticulum membrane. The record is from RefSeq and is a predicted model, not a curated record. Lineage: Eukaryota; Metazoa; Chordata; Mammalia; Carnivora; Felidae.
GUUUUUGAGAGAGAGAGAGAGCGCAGAGGAGGGUCAGAGAGAGCAAGAUGCAGGAUCCGAAGCUCGCUCCUUGCAGACAGUGGAGAGCCCGACGCAGGGCUCAAACUCACGAACCGUGAGAUCAUGACCUGAGCUGAAGUCGGACACUUAGUGGACUCAGCCACUCAGGCACCUCGGCCUUUCAUUUUCAUUAGAAAAUGACCCUGAAACAGUAAUUUUAUAAAAUUGAAGUCGGUGCAACGUGUUGUUUCUUUCUAGAUGUCAGAAUCAAGUGUAUUAUCGAAGGUUCCGUUUUGCCCACUGAUAAAAUGAAAUGUCGCAGCAGUAACCGUUAACUGGCAUAUGAGUCUUUUGUUUAGGAGAAGGAAAGUUGUUUUUGUUGUUGUUGUUGUUUUUUGUUGUUUUUUGUUUUUGUUUUGUUUUAAGUACAAUCUACCCCUCAAUGUGGAACUCGACCCCAGACCCCAAGAUCAAGAGUCACAUGCCAGCCAGGCACACCGAGAGGGAAAGGUUUUUAUCUUGAAAACUAGUUGUCUUUGGAAUAUGUUUACAAUGGGUAGGAAGAAUGUAGUUUUAGGAACCCUGGAAUAAGACAAGAGAAUUUUACAGGGAAGUGCUAGGUACUUUACAUCUGUGGUAAUGAAACAAUUUAAGAAGAGACAAAAAUUACAGAAGGCUUGAGUUUUGAGUGAAAGGAUUUGUGUGGUACAGAUAAAUGGCUUCAAAUGGGAUGAUGUGGGAUGAAAAAGUUACUUGUGUCAAACAUUGAGGUGCUAAAUUACAACACACACAAUACUGUCAAAAUAAUUGAACUCAGCUAUGCAUUCAUUACUCUUCCACUCUACCUUUUUCUGUUUUAGUACACACCAUCUUUUUACUUUGCAAAUGUAAAAACUGAAGUCUGAAGAGUGAAGUAAUUGCCCAUCUAAUGUCCUUCUCAUUUGAGAAUAGUAAUAGUGUAACCACUAUUACUAAUAGGUGGGUUUUUUUUUCCCCCAUUCAGGAUUUCUACUUCUAAGCUUAAGGUGCCAGAGAUAUAGCCGUGGACUGAAGACAGAUGAGGCCGUUCUUUUGUGGAGCUUACAGCUGAACAACACACACGUAAACCGUUAAACCAGAUAAUUUGAUUGGGAACAAUGCUAUGAAAGGAAGAAGCAGAGACAGAGGGGAGACAGAAAGAAGAAAUGAUGUAAAUAAUUCACUGUCCAAACUUUGAGGUCAGAGGUGAGAAGGAAGGUCAGGAAGACUAUGGCCUGGCCAAAUAUUUUUCAGAGAGGAACUCUGUUCUCCCGAUUCAGCCAUCAUCACGUUGUUGUGUUCUUGCUCACCUUCUUCAGUUAUUCGUUGCUCCACGCAUCAAGAAAAACUUUUAGCAAUGUCAAAGUCAGUAUCUCUAAGCAGUGGACCCCAAGUGCUUUUAACAAGUCCAUUAGAUUGCCUGUAGAGAUCUGGAGCAGCAACCAUUUGUUCCCCAGCGCAGAGGAGGCCACUCUUUUCCUUGGAACGCUGGACACCAUUUUCCUCUUCUCUUAUGCUGUGGGCCUUUUCAUCAGUGGAAUUGUUGGAGAUCGGCUUAAUUUACGAUGGGUUCUGUCGUUUGGCAUGUGUUCUUCUGCACUAGUGGUGUUCGUCUUUGGCCCUGUCACGGAAUGGCUGCAUUUCUACAACAAGGGCCUCUACUGCUGUCUGUGGAUUGGGAAUGGCCUGCUGCAGUCUACCGGUUGGCCCUGUGUGGUUGCGGUUAUGGGCAACUGGUUUGGGAAAGCGGGACGAGGAGUUGUUUUUGGUCUCUGGAGUGCCUGUGCAUCAGUGGGCAAUAUUUUGGGAGCAUGCCUAGCUUCUUCUGUUCUGCAAUAUGGUUAUGAGUAUGCCUUUCUGGUGACCGCGGCGGUGCAGUUUGCUGGUGGGAUCAUCAUCUUCUUUGGACUCCUGGUGUCACCAGAAGAAAUUGGUAUCCCAGGUAUUGAGGCAGAAGAAAAUUUUGAAGAAGACUCACACAGGCCAUUAAUUAAUGGUGCCGAAAACGAAGAUGAAUACGAACCUAAUUAUUCCAUUCAAGAAGGCAGCACUACUACCCAAGUCAAGGCAAUCAGCUUUUAUCAGGCCUGUUGUCUUCCUGGAGUUAUACCGUAUUCACUGGCCUAUGCCUGCUUGAAGUUGGUAAAUUACUCCUUCUUCUUCUGGUUGCCCUUUUAUCUGAGUAACAACUUUGGAUGGAAGGAGGCUGAAGCUGACAAGCUGUCCAUUUGGUACGAUGUUGGAGGAAUUAUAGGUGGAACUUUGCAAGGUUUCGUCUCUGACGUAUUACAGAAGAGAGCCCCGGUUUUAGCUCUGAGUCUGCUUCUGGCAGUUGGGUCCCUCGUUGGAUAUAGCCGUUCUCCAAACGAUAAGUCCAUUAACGCACUUCUGAUGGCGGUUACAGGAUUUUUUAUUGGUGGACCUUCUAAUAUGAUUAGCUCUGCUAUUUCUGCGGACCUGGGUCACCAAGAGCUGAUCCAAGGGAGCAGUGAGGCUUUGGCGACCGUCACAGGAAUUGUUGAUGGAACCGGAAGCAUUGGAGCAGCGGUAGGCCAGUAUUUAGUGUCUUUGAUCCAGGACAACCUGGGAUGGAUGUGGGUGUUCUACUUUUUCAUUCUCAUGGUCCAGACACGGCCCUCCAGCCUCGUCCAAGGAGCCUGGAGUUCUCUGGAGCUGCCUCAAGGCUGCGUAGUCUGCUGUCACAAAGGACGCUUCUCCUGCCUAACUGCCUUCUAGCUUCUGAAGACUGGACUGUGUGUCCCUGUGUUCCACUUCUGACAUCUGUGCUAAAUAGAGGGAGAUAUCUCCUUAUGAACCUGUCGUGUGAUCACACAAGAAAUUGUACUAGAAAGAAAACUGGAUCCAUUAUAAGAAACACGUUUUAAAGUGAGCUCCAGGGGCGCCUGGCUGGCUCUGUCAGUAGAUCAUGCGACUCUUGAUCUUGGGGUCAUGAGUUCAAGCCCCACAUUGGGUUCAGAGAUUACUUACUUACUUAAAGAAAAUUAAAAAAAUAAAAAGAAAGUGAGCUCUAGUAUCAAUUUUUUGCUCUGCCUAUGGCAAAUCAUUUAAUUUGUGUACAUUAGUUCUUUUUCUGGAGACUGUGUAACAUUAAAUUUUAAAAAAAUAUAUUAACUGUGAUUUUUGGAAUCAUUUUUUUAAUUCAUUAAAGAUCAAGUCAUCUUUGCACGAAGUCAUAAUGAAUGUAAUUGUCCAAAUUCAUUAUUCCGUUCAAAACAUGGUGCUCUAACAGAAUUUGUUAAAUUGUCACUGCAUAUUUAAUUGCUUUUUUC